This is a messenger RNA of Haliotis rufescens (red abalone), 2311 nucleotides long. RefSeq lists its product as uncharacterized. Bases 375 to 2162 code for a protein of 595 amino acids. The record is from RefSeq and is a predicted model, not a curated record. The transcript is spliced from 11 exons. NCBI's taxonomy places the organism in Eukaryota, Metazoa, Mollusca, Gastropoda, Lepetellida, Haliotidae. Gene Ontology annotation, molecular function: transmembrane transporter activity. Gene Ontology annotation, biological process: transmembrane transport; monoatomic anion transport.
CGGUUAACUCCCUUGCCUCGGGAGGACUUGCCUGACAACAUAGGACUAUUGGUCACCCUCCAUGACCUCAGUCCUGCUGAUUUGAGCCGAUUUCGCAAUGUCCGUGAUGACAAUAUAUUGUCUAAGGGGCAACCAGUUCUCUUUCAGACAGACGUUUGUGGCAAAGAGGCCUGACCAGGCGGAGCAGGUGGCGAUCUCCUCUUGCUGAUGUCACACCAGGCUGUCAAGUCCUUGAUCGGCCCUUAAGCUCAUUACUUGGCGAUGUUUCUGUGCCAGUCUGAUAAUAGCCGAAAGGUGGGGGAUCAUCCGCUGGGCAGGCAAGGUCUAGUCACGUGGUGUCUGUGAAGAGGACGUAAUUUGGGUGACCACGUGACAUGGAUGCGGGAGAGUGUUCGGUCAGUGCCCGGGAGCUGCCUGACGUUCGGUGGUAUAAAUCUCGUCGCUACCUUAUAGCAGUCAUCCUGUUCUUGGGAUUCUCACUGCAGAACACACUCAGGUCGAAUCUUAGUAUCGCCAUCGUGUGUAUGGUGAGGCAUGACGUCACAAAUACGUCACUGACUGACGUCAAUGGGUCGUCGUCUUCGGUUCCUGGAGAGCAGUGCAGGUCAUGGAGGAACCAAGGCGUAAAUGAGACCGAAGACGAGUUGCAAGGGGAAUUCACGUGGUCGAAGGAGCUGCAAGGAGUUCUUCUCGGUGGCUCUUUCUGGGGCUGCCUGGGUAUGCUCAUUUCCGGUGGCUGGCUGAGCGAACGUUUCGGUGCCACCAAAGUUAUCGCCCUUGGUAUGAUCCCUACUGCCAUAGCAACCAUCCUGUCCCCGGCAGCGGCAAGGAUCAGCCCCUACUUCCUGCUGUUCCUCAGGAUCACCGUUGGGUUCUGCUCCUCGGUAGUGUUCCCGUCUAUCCCGGUGUUCUGGGCGAGAUGGGCGCCCCCUGAUGAGUGGAUGAAGCUGCUGGGAUUCUCCUUGUCUGGGGGAGAGACUGGCAACGCGUAUGGCCAUCUCCUGAAUGGCUUCCUCUGUCGAUAUGGCUUUGCUGGAGGUUGGCCUUCCAUCUUCCACGUCACAGGUGGGGUGUGUCUGCUAUGGUGCAUCGUGUGGUCAGUCAUCGUCAGUGAUUCUCCCGGGCAGAGCAGAUGGAUAUCGGACACUGAGCGGAGGUACAUUGAAUGGAAGGUCCGAGACAGACUCAAGUCGAAACGGAAACAGAGUACCCCUUGGCUGUCCCUCUUGGGGUCGGGGCCAGUAUGGGCUUUGGUUCUCACCCACACCACAGCCAACUUCUUCCUCUAUCUCCUCUUCACCCAGUUACCAUCCUAUCUGAACGAGGUCACGGGGGUCAACUUCACAUCGAACGGUGUGUAUUCCAUGCUGCCUUACGUUUGUAUGAUCAUCGUCAUCAACGUCGCUAGUCACGUGUCUGACUGGCUCAUCCACAAGGUCAAGUUCACGGUGCGAACAACGCGCAGGCUGAUGAACUCUUUAGGUAUGUUUGGAUCAGGAGCUAUGGUGAUCAUUCUUGCGCAGGCGCAUUGUGGCUGGGAGGGGAUGUCGGUGUCAACACUCUGUCUCACCAUGGGGGCAUUUGGCUUCUGUUUUUGUGGUCACAUUUCCAACUUCGCCGACAUCACCCAGGCUCACUCCGGGACACUGGCAGGGGUCUCCGACACAAUAGCCAUCCUGUCCGGCAUCGCUGCGCCUUACGUGGUCUCCACCUUAACACCAAAUCGGACGAGAGAGGAAUGGCAGAAAGCUUUCUAUGUGGCAGCUGGGGUGAGCUUUGCAGGGGGCCUGAUAUUCGCUCUGUUCUCUGACGGGAAACCCCAGCCGUGGGACGUUCACGACCGCUCCACACAAGCAGUCAAGAGAAGACAUGAUGGCGAUUGUCUCCGGGAUGAAGAACUGGAUAUGUAUGAAUGUGACGUGGCAGCGGCUGACGAUGUUGCUGACGUUGGGGAUGGACCUUUGGAGACGUCAGCACGCCUGCUGAGGGAAGGGUGUGUGGUGCUGGAGAGGGGACAGAACAUGGGUUCUGGAGACACGGGGCAGAAGGUCGUAAGGGGUCAAGGUCAUGGUCGAGGCUUGGUUGAAGAAGACGCGGUGGCCGACACCCUGCUCAAUCUGCCUAAAGAGAAGAAUGUGUCAUGUAGAAGAGGUUCAAAAUGAAUCUUCGUGAAUGUCCGGUACUGAUUAGAUUUUGGUUUGGUUUGGUUUGGUGUUUUACGCCGCACUCAGCAAUAUUCCAAUAUUCCACCAAUAUUAUGACGGCGGUCUGUAGAUAAUCGAGUCUGGACCAGACAAUUCAGUGAUUUACA